GUUUUUUUUUUUGUCCAUGUUUCUGUUUAUAUAUUAUAAUGCUUUAGCAGGUAUCCGCAUUAAUUGCAAGAUACGAAGUCAUAUGUAUAUAUAUAUAUAUAUAUAAACGUUUGUUAUCACAGAGUGUAAUCGGUAAAGCUUAUUCAGUAUACGUCAGUUGAGACCAGCAGAAUGUCGACUUACUGUGGCGUAAACCAGGAUAUUUAUGAUUACGCGAAGAAAAAAAAUGCUAUUAUCGUCGAUUUACGAAGCGACACGUUUACGAAGCCAACUGCGGCGAUGAGGAAAGCUAUGUUUGAGGCAGAAGUAGGGGAUGACGUUUAUGAUGAAGAUCCUACGGUAAAAGAAUUGCAAAGAAAGGCCGCGGCGUUACUUGGAAAAGAAGACGCACUGUUUGUUACUUCCGGUACGAUGGGAAACUUGAUCGCUGUUAUGAAUCAUUGCGAUGUACGUGGUAGCGAGAUCUACUGUGGAAAUGAGUCGCACGUAUUCCUUCACGAACAGGGUGGCGCGGCGCAGCUAGCCGGAGUGAGUCUCUGUACUCUGCCCAACAACGAGGAUGGUACGUUCGAUUUGAAAAGUCUCGUAGACGCGAUUCGCUUGGACCGAUUACACGAGCCGAUUUCGAAGCUAGUUAUAGUGGAGAAUACAAUAAACGGAAAGGUUGUACCCCAGUCAUGGAUUGAGACAUUGGCAAAAGAGGCGAAGAAGCACGAUCUUAAGAUGCAUUUGGACGGGGCAAGACUAUGGAAUGCUUCGGUCGCAUCAAAGAUUUCAGUGAAGGAUCUAGUUGCUCCGUUUGAUUCGGUAACUUUUUGCUUGAGUAAAUCAUUGGGCGCUCCCAUAGGAUCUGUGCUCUGUGGAAGCAAGAGUUUCAUCGAUAAUGCGAGGAGAAGGCGCAAGGUGCUGGGCGGAGGUAUGCGACAAGUCGGUGUGAUCGCCGCGGCCGGGCUCGUCGCCUUGGAAGAAACAGUGCCACGAUUGGUGGAAGAUCACAGACGAGCGUUGACGAUCGCGCAAGCGAUCAAUCAAUUGAAUUCUAAGAUAUUCAGUGUAAAUAUGAAAUUAAUGCACACUAAUAUGGUAUUCGUGGAUGUAAAUCUUGAAAGCGGCAUCUCCGCCACGACUUUAAUGAAGAGACUUCAUCAGGUGAACGAUCCUUAUGAAGACGACAAGAUCAUAAUUAGAUGUCUAGCUCUCACAGAAAGAUUAUUGAGAAUGGCUCUUUAUUAUGAUAUCGAUGAUACGAUGAUGACUGCUGCGAUACGCAAAUUAAGAUAUGUCAUCAAGCAAUUGGAUCCCCAAAUAAAAAUUUAAACUUUUUUUUCAUAAAGUCCUUUAGGAAGCGCUAAUUAUAAAGAUA
Molecule: messenger RNA, 1363 nt
Organism: Pogonomyrmex barbatus (red harvester ant)
Lineage: Eukaryota; Metazoa; Arthropoda; Insecta; Hymenoptera; Formicidae
Biological process (GO): glycine biosynthetic process; L-threonine catabolic process
Cellular component (GO): cytosol
Molecular function (GO): L-allo-threonine aldolase activity
Source: RefSeq, a predicted model, not a curated record